Messenger RNA from Heterobilharzia americana, 801 nucleotides. The record is from the annotation of a GenBank genome assembly. NCBI's taxonomy places the organism in Eukaryota, Metazoa, Platyhelminthes, Trematoda, Strigeidida, Schistosomatidae.
AUGUUGCGUACUGGACGGGCGGGUCGCAAAGGUUUCGCCUACACUUUUCUUACUCCUGAUCAAGAACGUAACGCUGGUGAUAUUGUUCGCGCAUUUAAGCAGAGUGGUCAGAAACCUCCAGAGGAAUUGUUAAACAUGUGGAACGCUUACAAGAUCCGAAUGGAACAUGAAGGCAAAAAAGUCUACGGUUCUUCAGGUUUCCGUGGCAAAGGAUUCAUGUUUGAUGAAGUGGAAGCUCAGUUAAAUAGUGAAAAACGUCGUCUUCAGAAGGCUGCGCUUGGCCUACAAGAUUCAGAUGACGAAGAUGGUGAUGGCAAUGUCGAUUGGGAUUCGAAAAUUGAAGAUAUCAGUGCAGUAGAGAAUACUUCUGAAAUUGCAGAAGUUAGCGCACAGGCUGGUCAGGCGGUUGUAAAUGCGGCUUUGGCACUCGCACGCCAGAAAGCUGCUCAGUUGGGACUUGUCAAAAAUCUGACUACUAGUACUCCAACAGUAUUGCCAUCCACCACAACUGUGAGCGCCACCACUGUCAGUGAGUCCACUGCUGUUGCUACCGCUACAAUUACCGCUGCUGCUAUACCUGUGCCUCCAACUCCUACAAGUCGCACGUUGGCUGAACAAGCUGCUGAACGCUUAAAUGCUAAACUUGGUUACACCAAACAAGCAUCAGGUACUGGUGAUGAGGAGAGCGCAACUCCUAACACUGCUGCAGGAAGUGACAUGGUUAGACGAUAUGAGGAAGAACUAGUUAUCAACGAUUUCCCUCAAAACGUCAGAUGGCGCAUCACUGGUCGUGAAUGCUGA